AUAAAAGAAGGAAAGCAGGUUCCAACUUAGUGAAUUCGUGCAUCAACACCACUUUGUGAGUGCACUUAGCCUAAAUGGGACCCGUCAAAAUUCUCCAGUUCUGAUGUGGAUAUGCACUACCUCAAAAUACAAUUAUAGAAGAAAGAGCAGCGCAUUAGUUAGACUAAAGGCAGAACACGCUUUCAGCACAAGUCAGUGCAAUCAUUCUAGAGGCAGCACUGAUCCUGAGGUGACCGCUGUGAAAUGGAUGAUCUGAGAGAUAGGUGUGCCUGCAUGGGUGAGCUCAGAAAAUUCGGUCUCCUUUAGGCGCUCGACAUGCCCUCACAUCUUGUUGGGGCGCCAGAAACUUAGUUCUGAUUGAUGGACCUCACUGAGAAGGAUAAGGAGGAGCCGGCGAGGAAGAGGAGGGAGACGGGGCAGGUGCUGGAUCCCGUCAGGAUUGUGGGGAAGAAGAGGAGGAACAAUGAUGACGGGAUUCUUGAGGAGGAUUGCAAGAAUGUCUUGCUCGACGAUCCAACCACAGCCACGGUUUCUGAUCCUGUUAUUGAAUCAAGUGCCAAAAAUGAAGUCGAGCAAUCUGGUGCUCAACUGCUAGUCCUUGAGGAAGCUUGCUUAUUCACAUCAUCUGAUAUCUCGACACUGUUUGAUGGCUCGGUGAGUUCUUCGUUGGGCUCCAUGAGACCCCUUGGUGAGAAGCUCGACAAAUUGCUAGCUCCUGCUCAGGAAUACUACAGGAGGUUGCCCAAGAGGACCAAGGAGGGGAUGCACCUUCUCAAAGAUGAUGUUGAAGUGAUAAGCUCCUACCUUGAUGAACUAUCAGAGGUGGAGGACCCUCCCCCAAUGGCCAUGUGCUGGAUGAAUGAGGCACGUGACCUGUCUUAUGAUAUGGAGGAUUACAUUGACAGCUUAUUAUUUGUGCCACCUGAUCGUUUCUUCAAAAAGAAGAAGAAGAAGGGGAGGAGGAAGAAGAUGAUGAUAAAGAAGAUGCUUAAGUGGUACAAACAGGUUGCAUUCACAGCGCAAGUGUCAGAACAUGGUAUCAUGACCAGUAAAAUCAUUCAUGUUAAUGUCCCUCGUCUUCCCAGUAAGCCCAAGAUUGCAGAAACAAUAUCGGAGUUCAGGAUCUAUGUCCAGGAGGCUAUUGAACGGCACAAUAGGUAUAAGCUCCAUUGUUGCAGCAACUUGAGGAGGCGUACAUUCUUAUCCACUGGCCGUAUGCUUCCAAUGCCAUAUGAAGAAACCGAUGAUCACGUAGUAAUCGAUGGCCAGAUGAAUGAGUUUAUCAACUCACUGGCCGCUAACGAUGCGGCAGAUCAGCAGCAGCUCAAGGUGGUAUCUGUUCUUGGAACUGGAUGUCUGGGUAAAACUACACUUGCCAAAGUGUUGUACAACAGAAUUGGGAUGCAAUUUGAUUGCAGAGCUUUCAUUCGAGUUUCCAAAAAGCCUGAUAUGAAGAGACUUCUCCGCGACUUGUUCUCGCAACUCCAUCAGAAGAAGCAACCACUACCCACCAAUUGUAAUGAACUUGGCAUCAGCGACAUUAAUAUCCGUAAACAUCUGCAAGAUAAAAGGUAUCUAAUUGUUAUUGAUGAUUUGUGGGAUGCAUCGGUAUGGGAUAUUAUUAAAUCUGCUUUUCCGAAGGGAAACCGUGGUAGCAGAAUAAUAAUAACCACACAGAUUGAAGAUGUUGCAUCAACAUGUUGCUGUGAUCACUCAGAGCAUGUUUUCGAGAUGAAACCUCUCGACGAUGAUCACUCAAGAAAGCUAUUCUUUAGCAGACUUUUUGGUUCUGAAAGUGACUGUCCCGAAGAAUUGAAACAAGUUUCAAACGAAAUUGUUGAUAUAUGUGGUGGUCUGCCGCUAGCAACAAUCAACAUAGCUAGUCAUUUAGCGAACCAGGAGACAGAAGUAUCAAUGGAUUUGCUGGCAUACACACGUGAUGCGUUGAGGUCCUAUUUGUGGUCAAAUUCUACUUCAGAAAGAACAAAACAAGUACUGAACCUCAGCUACAAUAAUCUUCCUCAUUAUCUAAAGACAUGCUUGCUGUAUCUUAAUAUGCAUCCAGAGGGCUCCAUAAUCUGCAAGGAUGAUGCGGUGAAGCAGUGGGUGGUUGAAGGCUUCAUCGCUCCAAGAAAAGGGAAAGAGCAAGGUCAAGACUGGAUGGAGAAAGUUGCAGGAAUCUAUUUCGAUGAACUUAUUGAUAGAAGAUUCAUCCAACCUUUAUAUAUCAACUAUAACAAUAAGGUGUUGUCCUGUACGGUUCAUGACGUGGUACGUGAUCUUAUUGCACACAAGUCUGCAGAAGAGAAUUUCAUUGUGGUAGUAGACUACAAUCGAAAGAAUAUAGCACUUACCCACAAGGUUCGUCGACUAUCUCUCAUCUUUGGUGAUGGAAAAUAUGCCAAGACACCAGAAAACAUCACAAAGUCACAAGUUCGAUCACUUAGAUAUUUUGGAUUAUUCAAGUGUAUGCCUUGUAUCAGAGAGUUCAAGGUUCUCCGUGUUCUGAACCUUAUACUAUCUGGUCAUUGUGGCGACUAUGACCCCAUAGACCUCACUGGUAUUUCAGAACUUUUUCAGCUGAGAUACUUGAAGAUUGCAAGUGAUGUCUGUAUAAAACUACCAAACAGUAUGCGGGGCCUGAAAUGUUUGGAAACACUGGAUGUUAUGGAUGCAACAAGAGUCACUGCUGUUCCAUGGGAUAUUAUACAACUCCCACACUUGUUGCACCUAAUUCUUCCUGUUGACACAAAUCUGCUGGAUUUGGUUGGCAACCUGAGUGACUCAGUUAUCCAUCAGUGGAGCCUUGGUAAGCUGAACUGCCUGCAGGAUCUUCAUCUCACCUUUUCUUCUACAUCACCUGACGACCAUCUGGAAACAAGCAUGGAAGUUCUGGCUUAUUUAAUUGGAGGACAUGGCAAUUUGAAAACUGUAGUAAUUGCUCAUGGUUCCUUGGUAGAAAAUACUGUGGUUCCUGGCGCCUCAAAAGUAAUCCCUCCAUGGUAUCGCAUGGCACCUCCCCCCCUUCUGCAAAGACUUGAAUUCUCGCCACACAGCUGCUGCAUAUUCUCACGAAUUCCUCCAUGGAUUGAGAAACAUGGCAACCUAUGCAUUUUGAAGAUUCCACUGAGGGAACUGAAGAUGAUUUGUAUUGAUACUCUUGGUGGAUUAUGUGCUCUCACUGCUUUAUCCCUGUAUGUGGAGACGCCACCCAUUCAAAAGAUCAUUUUUGAUAAAGCAGUCGGGUUCUCAGUUCUCAAGCACUUCAAGUUGAGGUUCACGACUGGUAUAGCUUGCCUAAAAUUCGAGGAAGAUGCAAUGCCUAAUCUCUUGAAGCUCAAGCUAGUUUUCAAUGCCAUCCCACCAAUGGGCCAACCUUUUUUUUUCCGUAUGGGUCAAGUCCGACAGAAAGUACAACAUGAACAUGGUACUGCAGUUAUUAGCAUCGAGCAUAUGCCAGGGCUUAGAGAGAUUUCCACAAAAUUUGGUGGCACAGCUUCUGAUCUAGAGUAUGCCUCGAGGACUGUUGUUAGUAACCAUCCAAGCAAUCCUACAAUCAAGAUGCAAUUGGUAGGUUAUAGUUCCAAUGUUGACAGAAGUACGAAACAAAAACAACAGCCAGAUGACAUUCUGGAGGAACAACCAGAUGGUGAAUACGACAAGAGAUUGGAGAGAUCAGCUGAUCAAAGGAUUUCAACGUCACUUGAGUCUAAUUUGCGGCUGGAUGUUCCAGAAAUUACACCAACACUUGUGCAGAUUACAGGCGGCGGUGAUGAUGUGCGGGAGCACAUGUUUGACAAGGUGGUGACAGCAAGCGACGUGGGGAAGCUGAACCGGCUGGUGGUGCCCAACCAGUUCGCGGAGAAGUACUUCCCACUGGAUGUGGCGGCGAACGAGAAGGGACUCCUGCUCAAUUUUGAGGACCGUGGGGGCAAGCUCUGGAACUUCCGCUACUCCUACUCCAACAACAGCCAGAGCUACAUCAUGACCAUGGGGUGGAGCGCCUUCGUCCGCGACCACCACCUCGCCACAGGCGACACGGUCUCCUUCUACCGUGCCGGCACACGCCUCUUCAUCGACUGCCGGGUGCGCGGCCAGAUUUUAGCGCCCGUGACACAAGCCGUCAUGCCGGCAUCGGCUUCACCAGCCCUCAAGUAGGAUUCUAACAACUGUGUCUCGAGCCUGAUGCAACUGUUAGAAUCAGAAGGCACAUGAUGAUCUUGCGGGACAAUUAAUCACACCAAAACGACACUGAGAUUUGUCAACGACGUCCCUUUGACACACCUACAUCCAGGGUAUUUUUGUUCCCAUCAAUUUUCAUUUCCCCCUUCACCAGAACCUUUCCCCCCCUCUUUAUACUUCCUCCGUAAACUAAUAUAAGACGCUUUAGAUCACUACUUUAGUGACCUAAAAAUGUCUUAUAUUUUUUCUACAGAGGGAGUACUUCUCAAGGGUUUUGAGGAUAACUCAUAAUUUCUAGCUAUUGUGCGUUCUGUAACUCCCUUGGAAAUGGAUUGGAUUCAGCUGGGUACCUUACUUUAUGAUUUAUCUGUCGUAGUAACAUGCCAACUAUGAAGAUUCUGGUCGCUGCCUGUGCCAAGAUGUAUAAUUUAAUUCUUGUACACAAGAUAAGAGUUUGUGCAAUGAUGUCUGCUACUCUUAAAUAAAUUCCAAAUAUUAUUAUCUGCUA
Messenger RNA from Aegilops tauschii subsp. strangulata, 4690 nucleotides. RefSeq names its product disease resistance protein RGA5. The record is from RefSeq and is a predicted model, not a curated record. Gene Ontology annotation, biological process: defense response to other organism. Gene Ontology annotation, molecular function: DNA binding; ADP binding. NCBI's taxonomy places the organism in Eukaryota, Viridiplantae, Streptophyta, Magnoliopsida, Poales, Poaceae.